Baudoinia panamericana UAMH 10762 is the source of this 1738-nucleotide messenger RNA. RefSeq lists its product as uncharacterized. The record is from RefSeq and is a predicted model, not a curated record. Bases 175 to 1713 code for a protein of 512 amino acids. The transcript is spliced from 2 exons. NCBI's taxonomy places the organism in Eukaryota, Fungi, Ascomycota, Dothideomycetes, Mycosphaerellales, Teratosphaeriaceae.
CCUCCGUUUGCUCACCUCAAACACACAUUCGUACGCUUACGCUACUGCUAAGCUGCCCACUCUUGCUACUUCAUAGUCACAACUCAUUUCCACUAGCCCAAGUCUCCGUCUCCGGUCCGUGCUUGAUCGCUUGCACCAUCGCGACGACACUUUGACCUCACUACACACACCGCAAUGUCCGCCUUGUUUACCACGCUAUUUGCGACCCCAACCGACCAUACUGAUGAGGACACGAAACCAACACACACCGACCCGUUCUGGCAAGCCACACCUCGCGUCCUGCAUAAAGAGCUCGCCAUGCCAGUAUUCCAGAAGUCUUCCCAAGCGCCCCGAGUCCCUCUGCGGCAGUCACGGCAGACAUCCGCCACGGCUGCUGUACGUCGGGCGCAGUGCACGCAUAUGACCGUCAACCGUGCCCAUGGACAUCUCACAUGUUUCAUAUGCGGCAAGACUCCCAGCAUAGGAUGGCUGUACGUCUGUCAGCAGGAUCGUGACAGCAACCACGGCGAGUCUCACCACGGCAUUGACCCUGACAUUCUCCCUAUCGUACCGAACGACAGCACCCACUUCGAAGCACAGGCUUGUCUCGCCGAAAAUCUUGGAAUGCACGCCUGGGUGGUCAACGGUAUUCAGAACCGUGACUACAAUCUUGAUCAAGUCGACCAGCUCAUUGAGCAAAAGAAGCACCUUCUCGCUACUGUCCGCCUGCAUGAACAACAAGUCAAUAGCUCUAAUAUGCGCUCAAUGGCCAACGAGGUGCGGAAGGACUUGCCGACCGAAAGAACCAUUGCCUCAGUCGGCGCUAGCGCUGGCCAUCGCGCAGGAGUACAGAGCAGUCCGGACCUGUUCAAGCGGCAGCUGAGAUCGCAGAAAACUCAAGGCUGCAACUUCCAAGUCUGUCACACCUGCCGUCCUUUCUUUGUCGACCGCCUACACACCAGCUUCGAAAAGGUGCUCAGCGGUGAAAGUCCGGCUGUUACCGAGGAAGAAAUUAGCUGCCUCCCGUUCUUGCGCCCCAACAUAGUACGCACACUGGGUUUGCGCUAUCCGGUUUUCCCAGCUCAACCGAGUCCGAAGCGGCAAGCAAGCGUUGAUAUUACCGCUCAGCAAGCGGACGGCACGGAUGAGGAUACGUCGGACUGGACGCCCACCAGCGCCACAAUCAGCGAGUCGGGAUCGGAGUCUAUCGAGGGCAUAGAUCCGUAUCCAUGCCCGGGUGCUGGUCAUUGUCCGGUAUGGAGUCGCCGCUCGGGUUGCGCCUACGACACUGGCUUCGAUGACGGGCUACGAGCUUCGAACCAUGGCUUCGGUCCAGGUCCAGCAUCGGACAACACUCGCGUGACCCCAGAGAACUCCGCUAGCCGUCUUCAUCGUCUUCACGUCAGCGUCACGGAUACACCAGGUGGCACGUCUUCGACAGUGUCCUCGAUUAGUCUUCCGGUUACUCCGACAGCUCCACUGACACCGCUUAUCCACAUCGAACGGCCCUUUGAAGAUGAGCUUGAGAUGCGCUCGCUAAGGCCUGGCAAGGCAGCUUCGAUAUACGGCCCACUGAUGGACUACACCGCAAACCACGGCAGGCUUGGACUUGGCAUACAUAACAGAGACAGCAGUAGCAGUCUGGGCGGCGCAGUCGAAGUCGAAGGUGGCGUGGCGCUGACGGAGGAGGCGGUUGAGACGGGGAUGCCGGACAUCAUCACCGCUGACGAUUAGUCUUUGUCAGAGGAUAAGAAUGCGC